ACGGCAAUCGCUCGUUAUCUUAUUUUUCUGUACGUUUGUUUUGCUGAAUGUAACCGACGCCAUGUUGGAUCGACAUGGCGGCCGAACAGCUCGGACGGUUUUGUUGUCGAUAUUUUUUUAGUUUUUCUGUAAUAAAUCAAAAUUCCCGACAUGUAAAACUCAGGGGUUUUGUAAUAAGAGCUGUGAACGACACUCCCAAGCAGACUGCUGGUUUUACAACACGACGGAGAGACGACAAUCAGGACACAGAAGUACACGUUCCAAUUGAUCACCUGACGAUAUCCUACAGCAGGAGCAGGGGUCCCGGUGGUCAACACGUCAACAAAGUGAACAGCAGAGCCGAGGUCCGAUUCCUCGUCCAAACCGCAGACUGGAUCCCUGCAGAUGUUCGGCAAAAAAUCUUGGAAAAGAACAAAAACCAAAUCAACAAGGCCGGGGAGCUCCUGGUGACCUCAGAACUGAGCAGGAACCAGCAGAGGAACCUGAACGACUGCGUGAAGAAGAUAGCCGCCAUCAUAGCUGAGGCUGGUGCCAGACCAUAUGAACCAACGGCAGAAGACAUCGCGCUUAGGGAAUCCAGGCUAGAGAGGAGGAACAAGGAGCGCCUCAAACAGAAGAUGAUUCAUUCAGCCACCAAACAGAGCAGACGGAUGGAUUUUGACUGACAAGGACUGUUUUUGUAUGAUUGUAUUCUGGAUUAUUCAGUAUAAUUUACAUGUCCAGAGUAAAUCAGAGUUCUGUUUUCUA
Molecule: messenger RNA, 747 nt
Organism: Thalassophryne amazonica
Lineage: Eukaryota; Metazoa; Chordata; Actinopteri; Batrachoidiformes; Batrachoididae
Gene: mrpl58
Product: mitochondrial ribosomal protein L58
Exons: 6
Coding region: 75-665 (196 amino acids)
Biological process (GO): mitochondrial translational termination
Cellular component (GO): mitochondrial large ribosomal subunit
Molecular function (GO): translation release factor activity
Source: RefSeq, a predicted model, not a curated record